CUAGAUUCAUCGAGAGAGAUCAAAUAUAUCAGCCACAGCCACAAGAGGGACGGGUUUUCGUCGAGUAAAUCAGCGAGAAGGAUCAAUGGCGUCGUUCUUGCAGUCAUUUCUGGAUCCUAGGAAGAACUGGUUGGCUGCUCAGCACAUGAAAUCCAUGUCCAAACGCCUUCGCAAUUACGGCCUACGGUAUGAUGAUCUCUAUGAUCCCUAUUACGAUCUGGAUGUGAAGGAGGCCCUGAAUCGUCUGCCUAGGGAGAUUGUUGACGCACGCAAUCAGCGCCUUAAGCGCGCCAUGGACCUUUCCAUGAAGCACGAGUACCUCCCCGACGAUCUUCAGGCGAUGCAGACACCAUUCAGAAGUUAUCUUCAAGAAAUGUUGGCCCUUGUGAAGAAGGAGAGAGCAGAGCGUGAGGAAUUGGGAGCCUUGCCUCUUUACCAAAGAACCAUUCCUUGAGAGCAUCAUAUGUUGCUUGAAACUGCUUCGAUUGGAGCAGGAUCUUGUUUGAAUUGUAUUGCUGUUUGAUAGUUUCUUUUUAUUCUGUUUUUCAUUGGGAAAGAAAGAUGGACAACCUCUUUGGCUUUUCCGAGUUCAUGAACCGCAUUUUUGAAAAGUCUGGACAGUCGUCCUCAAGCUCUAUCUAAUAAAUAUAUCUAAAACCUUUCAUAAGUCACUCCCAUGUUUGGCGGAAAUUUAUGUCCCAAGAUAUUCUUUCCGCAGUAAUGUUUUAGUCCGAGUUGAGCUA
Neltuma alba is the source of this 743-nucleotide messenger RNA. Its product is annotated as cytochrome b-c1 complex subunit 7-2. The record is from RefSeq and is a predicted model, not a curated record. The coding region runs from base 86 to 454 and encodes 122 amino acids. Gene Ontology annotation, biological process: mitochondrial electron transport, ubiquinol to cytochrome c. The transcript is spliced from 4 exons. Gene Ontology annotation, cellular component: respiratory chain complex III. NCBI's taxonomy places the organism in Eukaryota, Viridiplantae, Streptophyta, Magnoliopsida, Fabales, Fabaceae.